Molecule: messenger RNA, 1082 nt
Organism: Marasmius oreades (fairy-ring Marasmius)
Lineage: Eukaryota; Fungi; Basidiomycota; Agaricomycetes; Agaricales; Marasmiaceae
Exons: 8
Coding region: 94-810 (238 amino acids)
Biological process (GO): phosphatidic acid biosynthetic process; triglyceride catabolic process
Cellular component (GO): lipid droplet; endoplasmic reticulum
Molecular function (GO): triacylglycerol lipase activity; acylglycerone-phosphate reductase (NADP+) activity
Source: RefSeq, a predicted model, not a curated record
UGCUAAUACUUUUGAAUUGAAGAAUAAUCAGCCAUAAGACGCUGCCAAUGCAGUGAGCUUCCAGCCACGUUCCAUCCUUGCUCCUCGACGGCCAUGACUCGGCACACCAUCCUCAUUACUGGAUGCACCACAGGAGGUCUGGGCUACGCUCUCGCGAAAGAGAACCACAAAAGAGGCCUCAGGGUGUUCGCUUGUUCUCGUACGCUAGAGUCGAUGGAACCCCUCGCAAAGCUCGGCAUUGAAACUUUCGUUUUGGACGUUGCAAACUCACAGAACAUUAAAGACCUGAAGACUACUAUCGCAGAAAAGACCGGAGGUUCGCUCGACAUUCUUGUCAAUAGCGCCGGACUAGCGUAUCCGUAUUCUGUUUUCGACCUGGAUAUGGCCCGUGUUCGCCAAUUGUACGAUGUUAACUUCUUUGGCGCUUUGGAGAUGGUCCACGUCUUUCUCCCCCUCCUUCUCGCAUCCAAUGACGCGUGUGUCGCCCAAAUAUCAAGUCUGGCUGCCCUCAUGCCCGUACCCUUCAACGCCGUCUAUAACUCGUCCAAGGCUGCUCUUCUCUCAUUCGGAGACACCCUUCGCGUCGAGAUGUCUCCAUUCAAAGUCAAAGUGAUAACUAUCCUGACUGGAAAUGUGCAGUCCAACAUCAUGAAGCCGGUCACACUUCCUGAAACUUCCAUAUAUCAACCAGUCAAGGAAAUCUACCAGAAAAAACGAAUAGAUGAAUUCCAGGGUCAGGAUAUUCUACAUUCUAUUUACUCUUAUUUUUCAUUCUACCGACAUCAACAUAGACAAGGCUAUCCCGGCUGACGUCUUUGCGAGAGCAGUCACUGCCGAGAUCCUCAAACCCAAUCCGAAGCAUCACUUGUGGAUUGGUGCUAACUGGCUCACUGUUUGGUUCAUUAGCAUGUUCCUUCCCCGGUCAACAUUCGAUUUUAUCUUGUCACGAAUGUAUGGAAUCACCGAAUUGGCCAAGCGUCUGGCACGGGGCAAGAAGGCGGCUUGAGUGGUUGUGGCAGCACUGGCAUUAAUAUAUGCAUUAAUAUAUUUGCUCUGUACCCAUGGAAGAAAUCAUAUUAGAU